Melospiza melodia melodia is the source of this 2902-nucleotide messenger RNA. RefSeq names its product VID27-like protein. NCBI's taxonomy places the organism in Eukaryota, Metazoa, Chordata, Aves, Passeriformes, Passerellidae. The coding region runs from base 229 to 927 and encodes 232 amino acids. The record is from RefSeq and is a predicted model, not a curated record. The transcript is spliced from 4 exons.
AGAAAUACUUUAUUUCCAGAAAUAAUUUAUUUUCAUUGCUUUUUCUUUAAGGAGGCACAUAUUGGCAAAACAUAAGUUAGCUGCACUCCUAAUGUUCUCUGGAGGUCAGUUUUUUAAAAACAGAUUAAAAUUAGCAAACUUUGAUUGAGAUCUCCUGUGCCUGUUCUUAUUCUAUCUCCUUAGAACAUUCCCUUUUGAGUUUUCUUGUUAGUCAAAUUCUGAUGUGUGAUGAACUGGUAUGGGAUGAGGAUCAUGAUAAUUCUACACCUUGAGUUUCAAAAUUAUGUUUUGGCAAUUUUGUCCAAGGAACAAAACUUCUAUGGAGAUGAAGAAAUAGAUGAUGAUGAGGAAGAAGAAGAAAUAGAAGAAGUAGAAGAAAUAGAAGAAGUAGAAGAAGUAGAGGAAGUAGAAGAAGUAGAGGAAGUAGAAGAAGCAGAAGGAAAAGAAGAAAGAGAAGGAGAUGAAACAAAAGAAAGCACAGAGAAAAAAGAGGGAAAAGAGGAAAAAAAUGAAAAAGAAAAGGAUCGUAAAUCACCUGAGGGAGAGACAAGCAGUUCUAGUAGCACUGUGGAAACUGGAGAGACAGAGGAGACUACUCAGAAAGAGACCAUCGUUCAGCAGGAGAAGGAAAGCACCGACAAUCAUGCUGUGAACAGUUCUUCAGAGAACACUGAGGACCAAAAAACUGGAGUGGGGAGAAAAAAGUUUUCCCUGUUUAAGCGAAAGCCACUGACAAACCAGAAGAAUGUAUGUAGCAGAAAGGAAGACAGCUCUGCAAAGCCACUGCAGAGUGAAGAAAAGGAAAAGGAAGAUUUAACUGGUGAAAGCAAUAAAGAUGAAAAUCAGAAUCAUACACUGGAGAAUUCCAGUGAAACUGUGACUAACCAGGACAGAAGGAUGAAAGUUAAUACAUGUACAUUGCUGUAAAACUGUUGUAAUAUAAGAGAAUGUGACAGUCUUAAAGCAUACAGUGCAAUUUUUACUUGAAAACAGGUAUGACUCGAGAUGUUGAUGGCUGCUUUUUUUUAAUUGAUUGGAUUGCUGUAAUUUUAAAUAGGCAGAUGAUUUUCUUGGUAUUUAUUGGUAAUUUUAAUAGGUCAAAAUUAUAUACUUAUCAGCACCUUGCUGGAGUUCUGUGGCCUUACCUGUUGAUGUUCUAAAGCAAAAUAUGGGGUUUUUUAAUGUGAAGAGUUGAAUACAGGCAUUUUAUGUUUUUUGCUAAAUAAUUUUCUUCUGUUUCAGUCUACAGAGUACCACUUUCAGCAUGACACUCUUGCAAAAUUAUAAUAUUCUAUAUAUUACUUGGUUUAACAACCUAGUCAAGAAUAUUUAAGGUACUCAGAAAUAUACAUCUUUCUGUUUUGACAUAGAAAAAAUAGCAGUAAAACUUUCAAGUUACCUUGUAGGCCAUUAUGGAAGAAGUUACUUGAGUAUGUGCCUAAUUUCACUCAUGGCAGCAGUCCCAGUGGAAACAGUGUAAGGAUGGAAGUAUCCUGCCAAACUGGGACAGGGAGAAAGCUUUUAUUUCUGAGAAGUGCUGAAAACCUUUGCUCCUGCUGAAAUUGGCAUAAGCUGAUGGGCCUCUCUCCUACGGGAUCAGGCCCAGGGAAAACUGGAAACCCUCAUUCUUGUUUCACUUGGAUUCUAAUCCUGUAUCCUCUAAAUAUCCACACCUUAAUGUGAAGAUUUUCUCACAGGAAAAUAAUGCAACCAGAGGUAAUGUGGCAUCAGUAUGACAGGCUGAUCAUUAUGGGGUAAAUAUUCAUGUUUUUCUCAGGCAGACAGGCUUUUCUUCAGAAGGAAACAGGAGGAGCCAAAAGUCAGUACAAAUAAAAACUGCUUAACACCACUGUAGCAUUAAGAAGCAGGAGUUCUUUAUUCAGCCUGAUGCUCAAGGGGAUAUUUCCUCUAAAAUAUUGUGCAGGCUGAGUACAGAAAAGGCUCCUGUUUAGAUACUGUAUUUUUCAUACAUAAUCAUUGAUUUUCCCAGAAGAAACAUACACAUGACAAAUAAUUUCCCUGAAAUCAAGAAUAUAUUUUCCCUCCCAUUUACACACAUUCUUCUGUCCUGGAGGUCACUCUGCUGGUCCCUGGUGGUCAGUGACCCCUCAGUGAUCCCUGACCACACAGUGAACUGGUGAAAGGGGGGACAACUGGGCUGGUUGCUUUCCAGUUCUUCCUUCAAUUUCCCCAGUUUCAGAGUUGCUUAAAUUUUAUACAAUAGGUCAGAAGUGUCCAGAAUUUAUUUAAUCCUAGGAGUUGGUUCACCUGCAUGCUUUGUCCUUUUAAGUAUGGCAGGUGCCCAGAUUCUUUCACAGGGCUUCCUCUGUGCUACCACAAUCAUCAUACUAAAAACCUGGAUGCUUGGCUCAUCCUUUGCCAGAGUUAAUUAGGAUUCUUUUGGGUCUUUUAUUUUACUUUGGGCUACUCCUGGGUUCUGCAGUGAACCUUACAUGAGGGGUUGUUCCUCCACUAUAUUUACAUAUUUUCUUAUUUUUCUGAAUGCACACGUGGUUUCUGUUCCACUUGGAUACUGUUGAGAAGAGUAAAGUGGAAAAGGAGAAAUAAAGUAAAUGGUGCCCUCAUUAAUUUAAAUAAACUUUAAUUAUUUUUUUAAGGGGAGAUCAGUCACAGAAAUUGUUACUGUAAGAACAAUUUUUUUUAAAGGUGAAAUAAUUUAGUGAGAAAUAUUACUUUAAAAUGGGAAUUACCCUCAAAUCUAACACUACAGAAGUUUAUGCAAUGGACUGUAAGCUGCUGUAUGUCUGAGCAGUUUCAGGGAUUGGUACAUUUAUCUUGUCCACAUACUUUGCUCAACGAGAAGCAGGAAUAUAUUAACCCAUUCCAAUGUCUUUUCUACAUGUCUUCAUUUUUAAUAAAAAAGAUUAAACAAAUAAAACAA